Messenger RNA from Cooperia oncophora, 342 nucleotides. The record is from the annotation of a GenBank genome assembly. NCBI's taxonomy places the organism in Eukaryota, Metazoa, Nematoda, Chromadorea, Rhabditida, Trichostrongylidae.
AUGAUUCCACCGGAAAGGGAAGAAGAAGAUGUGGGUGUUGAUCAGGACGAGGAAGAAGAAGAGACGUCGGAGGUGGAAGAGGAAGACUUUAUCGACGAAGACGAUGGUGUCUUCGUUGAUCUCUCCGCUCCACUCAGCAAUGAAAACCAGGAAAAUCCGAUACAAGCAGUAUUACACAGCAAUACUGACGCAAUUUCGUGGUAUGAAGAAGUGGAAAGAGUUACUCCUCUUCUGAAGAUUACUAUCAGACAGGAUGCAAAGGUGCAACGAGUUCAUUACGAGGGUCAAAAACACUCUAAAGGACAAUUAAGCAGCAAAACUUUGCACUUACCAUUAGCUUAG